This is a messenger RNA of Penicillium soppii, 1617 nucleotides long. RefSeq names its product putative spindle poison sensitivity protein Scp3. The transcript has 3 exons. Gene Ontology annotation, biological process: protein polyubiquitination. The record is from RefSeq and is a predicted model, not a curated record. Bases 1 to 1617 code for a protein of 538 amino acids. Lineage: Eukaryota; Fungi; Ascomycota; Eurotiomycetes; Eurotiales; Aspergillaceae. Gene Ontology annotation, molecular function: ubiquitin protein ligase activity; metal ion binding.
AUGCAGGUGUCUUCUCGUUCUUCAUCUCGCCGACAUAGUAACGCAGAGAUGAGAGGUCGUGCGCCUUUACCAGUUUCCGCUGGGGCUACACCCCAGAACGGUCAUACUCGCACUCCAUCGGCGCUUGACGUUGCCCGCAGUCCGCCGAACCAGAGCAACAAGAAUACCAAACACGUUCCAUGCAAAUUCUUCCGCCAGGGUGCCUGUCAGGCAGGCCCCGCUUGUCCUUUUUUACACUCCACCGAUGCCGGAAUUGACUACGCUCCUUGCAAAUAUUUCACCAAGGGUAAUUGCAAGUUCGGCGCAAAGUGCGCACUGGCGCAUAUUCUACCAGAUGGACGGAGAGUCAACCGACCGACUGGAAACGUGGGAAUGGGAAGCGGCCAUCUCAAUUUGGGUGGCCGAGUGAACCCGCAAGCCUACGUCAACCAGGACUCCGCCUUGACCAACUCGGUACUCUCGCAGCAGCGCAUGAACGGCCACGAGCAGCCUCGAUAUGCCCCGCAAAUGCCCCCGCAGGAGGAAUACGGAUCCCUGCAUGACCAGCAGUCACCAUAUGAUGGGAUCCCGACGAUCGAUACGGGUCUUGCCUCCGAUGCUGGCUCCAAGUUCGGCUCUCCCCCCGGCGAAGUGCGAUUCCCCAUGUCGCCCAAUAACAACCACCUUACCGCCCUUGAUGCGGGUCUCCCAGCUUCCUUCGACAGCCAGGGUAUUUCUCACGCUGCCCGCUAUGGCCCCGUGGCUGCUUCUAUGCCGUCGCAAUUUGGAUUGGAAUCGCCGCCCGCUCAGAGGCCUGGACAAGCAGAUGUAUUCCGGAACUUGCGCGACAUUGGUUACGGGACUAGCAUGCGGAAGCCUGGGUCGUAUAUUGGAUCGUCUCCCCCGGCCCCAGACGAUAUCAUUGGUACCCGUUUCAUGCAUUCAUCGCGACCUGUCAAGUCGCGCAUCGUUUCUGCUAGUGUUCCCCGUCCUACAGCCUUGGAGGACUGGGAUGAGAAUUUUCCCAUGGAAGAAGACUAUCUGCCCGUCAACCUGCAUGAUGACGUCCUGACCCCACAGGAAAAGCUGCGCCGCUUGUCCCGGACCGAUCACGACCUAAGCUCCAGCCAUCGUGACCUUAGCGGCCUCGGCAUGACCAGCACCAGCUUCUCUAAGACCGGCUCCCCAUUGGCGUCAAGUCCUUCUCGCUUUGGUGCCUUAUUUGCUAAGCAGCGUCAGCGCAAAGAAGAAGAAUCUCAUGGCUCUUCUUCUUUCCACAUUGGGUCACCUCUUCGGGAAUCAUCAUUGAACCCUAUCACCAGCCCCAGUCUUGGACCUAUCGGUAGCAGUAGAGCAUCUCAUGAUGGAGGGUCUUUCCUUUCUAGCCCGGGACGUCAAUCCGCGAUGUCAGUGAUAUCUGAGCAGCUUGGAGGCAUGUCUCUUCACCCUGGUUCCGCUCGCCAGCCUUCUGCCGGUCCUAGCGGCCGCCUUGACCGAAUCAUUUCAUCUCCUGUCAACACUAGCAAGAUUGAAGAGGAGGAGGAUCCAAGUGACCUCGUCUUCGACAUGGAAGAAGAAGUGGGAAACAAACGGAAUAGCGCCUCGUGGAAUGAGAACAAAGAAACCUCCGACCCUUGA